Mauremys mutica (yellowpond turtle) is the source of this 2277-nucleotide messenger RNA. RefSeq names its product RNA binding protein, mRNA processing factor 2 (gene RBPMS2). Gene Ontology annotation, biological process: negative regulation of smooth muscle cell differentiation. The transcript is spliced from 8 exons. Bases 439 to 1041 code for a protein of 200 amino acids. Gene Ontology annotation, molecular function: mRNA binding; protein homodimerization activity. Lineage: Eukaryota; Metazoa; Chordata; Testudines; Geoemydidae. The record is from RefSeq and is a predicted model, not a curated record.
GCAGGCGGCAGCUCGGGGCUGCACUCGGGGCCGGCGGCUGCAGCUCGUUGGCACCUUCCCCCUCCCUUAAUUGCUCCUCAGCCAACUCCAUGUGAGCCCGGCCGGGUACAAAUAGCCCCGCGCCGCGUUCCCCCCCACACCGCGCACCUCGCCCACGCCGCACCCCCGUUCAGUUGGGCAGUGGCCAGCCCGCCCCGCACCCUCCCGGGCAGCACCAGGGCACCCAGCCUGGGCACCCUCUCCGCACCUAGCUGCACCCCGGAGCCUUUUGUUUGUUGGUCACCCACAGGCACCAUUUCCAAGCCCAGCCCAGGACCGCAGCUCCCCCGAGAGCCUCCUGCCCCCAAGAGAGCCAAGCCCGGGGGAAGCCCUGCGAUCCCUGGACAAAGAAGCUACAAAGAACCCAGGACCGUCCACUCAGCCCCCUGCACCCCCGCCAUGAGCAACCUCAACAAGGAGAGCGAGCACAGUAACAGCAGCAACAACAUCGAGGAGGAGGUACGGACUCUCUUUGUCAGUGGCCUUCCUGUGGACAUCAAACCCAGAGAGCUCUAUCUGCUCUUCCGACCGUUCAAGGGCUAUGAAGGGUCACUGAUCAAACUAACAUCAAAACAGCCAGUAGGUUUUGUUACCUUCGAUAGCCGAGCUGGUGCUGAAGCAGCAAAGAACGCCUUAAAUGGCAUCCGCUUCGACCCGGAGAACCCACAGACCUUGCGGUUGGAGUUUGCCAAAGCCAACACCAAGAUGGCAAAAAGCAAGCUGAUGGCCACACCGAACCCCACCAACAUCCACCCUGCCCUGGGCGCACACUUCAUCGCACGGGACCCCUAUGACCUGGCUGGAGCAGCUCUUAUUCCAGCAUCUCCAGAGGCGUGGGCUCCCUACCCACUGUACACCACAGAGCUAACCCCUGCCAUCCCCCAUGCUGCGUUCACAUACCCAGCUGCUGCUGCUGCCGCUGCUGCCCUUCACGCUCAGAUGCGCUGGUAUCCUCCCUCCGAAGCUACCCAGCAAGGAUGGAAGUCUCGUCAGUUUUGUUAGUUCUUCAAGUCUCUUGGCUUGUUCCCUUCUUUGUCUCUCCAUGGAGUGAUGUGCCAGGGAUGAAGCAAUGGAUCCAUCAAAAUCAGUUUGGUUUGUGGACACUCUGCAGUAAUGUCACAUUUCUCCUGGUACGGCGUUGUGGGCUUCCCCGUUAGACUGUGCAUAUAUCCAUACCCAGCUCAGUGGACUGCAUUCUGCCUGUCCUCUCCUUCCCUCCCCCCGCCUCCCCUCCUAACAGAUUCCCAGAGUGAGUUUCUCCUUCCUGUGCCACUGAAGCCUAGAUGGAGGGACUCAAUCCUGGUGGUAACAGACGGGUUUGUCCCUACCAAGACACUGGUGCCAAAUGAAGCCUAGCUGUACAGAGCAAAACUCAGGCUGCCUUGCCCUCAACUUUAUGCAGCUCUGCUGAAGGAAAUGAAAGACAAUCAGUUUUGCAUGUUUUCUGGCAUGAAUUUAGAACACUUAACUUGUGUAUGUGUGAGUGUGUAAGUUUGUUCUAGCGUUUGUGUAACUGUAGCAACAGGUCUUGGCCUAACUAUUGAUCCAGCAAGGUUUUUCAUCUUGCUUCUGUGAAGACUUGGCUUUCAAAAAUCCUAUCCUUGUCUCACCCCUCCUUGUCCGCCUCCCCCGCCCUGCGUUCUCCAGUCUGACCAGAAGAUUUGAAAAAUGUUUGUUUAGAGUACAAUGCACUGGGUUUCUUUUCUUGUCCGGUCUCUUCUCGUUUUUAAAAAGUCAGGGUUUGUUUUUUCCUCAGACUUAUAUAUAGGACAGCUGUAAAAUAUCUAACUUUUUUCUCCCUCCUCUCCUCCCCCCCUACAUCCCUCUGAUUGGAGAGAUUCCAGUGUUGCCAAAUCAGCUAUCCUUAUGGGAAUUCAGAACAAAAAGUACGAGUAUUUUUGUACUAUGUGUAAUAAGGAAAUAUUUAUGCAUCAAAGAAUUUUUGUGUGUUUUUGUGUGCAAUUAUGAAGAGAAACUGUAAUCUGGUAAGAUAAGUUAAUGUUUAGUUAAGCUUGAAAGAAAAGUUUUUCUGUAACAAUGAUUCUGUCAGGCGUAGUAAACAAACUGUGCAAUUUUUGUUUUUUAUUUUAGCAUCUUAUUGCUUGGUAUUGAAGUGCUUAAGUAUUAUAUACAACCAUGGCUGUCUUGCUUGUAUUAAGACUUCUGAGAAUAAGUUGCUAGAGAAUUGCUGAUCCUAUGAGAAUGUGAAACUGGAUAAUAUAUGAAAUGCAAAAAAUA